CCGAUUCUCUCUCUCGCUCUCUCUCAGUUCACACAGUCUUUGUCCCGGCGCAAUUUUCAGGUUCACUUUCAUCUUCAAUGUCGCUCUCCGUAGCCCCGCACCUAUGUUAGGGCCGCACCCAUUUCGUGAGCUUCUUCUGCGUGUUUCUCGAUCACGCCCCUCGCCAUGGUCUUCAAGGGAAGGUUUUUCUCCUCCAAGAAAUCCGACUCUUCAAGCCCUGAUGGGUCCUCCAAUAAUAGCCCCCGAUCACUUGGCUCCAAUUCACCUAGCAGAUCCGAGAAGAAGAAGGUGAAAUCAACUGCCAAAGAAGCCCAGAUCGCUAGUACCAGCAGCGGCGCUGUCAGCGGUGGCAGAGGGCGUGGUGUCGCCGCCGUGCGUCGCAAAUUGCAAGUAAAGGACGGGAUCAAGAAGGAUGCCAUGGACAAGGAGAGUCAAACUCGGGUGGAGUCUCGUCUGACUUCGAUGAGGCCAAGCUCCGGGGCGGAAUUGGAUUCCAGUUCGGAGUCUAAGUCAAAGAAGGCGACGGCGGUUGACGGAAAAGAAUCUCCAUCGGCUUCGGUUUCUCCAAUUUUAGCAUCCUCCCUUGGGUUGAACAGGAUAAAGACGAGAUCAGGACCGUUGCCACAGGAGAGUUUUUUGGGGUUUAGAAAUGAUAAGGGGCCCACGCUUGGUGCAAGUAACCUUUCUAGACCUGGUGGUAGUAGCUCAGGGUCAGCAAAUGAAGGAAAGAAGGAGUUGGUGAAUCAGAACAGAGUGAAGAGUUCAGGCAGCGGAACUUGGAUUGAUAAUGGCGUUAAUUCAGAUAAUACUUCGACUUGGAGUGCUCCGUUCUGGGACCAAAGCCCUAAGGUAUCGGCGCGGUCGCGGCUACAGAACGGGGAAUCAUCUUCCGCAGCAGGUAGACGGGAUUCAUCACCAUCUCAGUCUGGAGCCAUAAGUAGUGCCGAUGUUUGCACUCCAGAGACUUCAUAUGAUUUUGAAAACCCCAAAGAAUCCGAAUCUCCUCGUUUCCAAGCUAUAUUACGGGUCACAAGUGCUCCCAGAAAGAGGUUUCCUGGUGACAUUAAGAGCUUUUCCCAUGAGUUGAAUUCCAAAGGUGUCCGACCCUAUCCAUUUUGGAAGCCUCGAGGGUUAAAUAACUUGGAGGGAGUCUUGGUUGCUAUUCGGGCAAAAUUUGAUAAAGAAAAGGAAGAAGUGAACUCUGAACUUGCUAUUUUUGCGGCAUACCUCGUUGGAGUUCUUGAAAAAAAUGCAGAUUCUCAUCCUGAGUGGCAAGAGACAAUAGAGGACUUACUGGUUUUGGCUAGGAGGUGUGCUAUGACUACACCUGGGGAGUUUUGGCUUCAGUGUGAAGGCAUAGUUCAGGAUUUGGACGAUCGACGUCAAGAACUUCCUCCUGGGAUGCUUAAGCAGCUUCACACCCGUAUGCUUUUCAUUCUCACGAGGUGUACUAGAUUAUUGCAAUUUCACAAAGAAAGUGGUUUGGCUGAGGAUGAACAUGUUUUUAAUCUUCGACAAUCUCGGGUCUUGCAUUCUGCUGAAAAACGUAUUCCUCCUGGCUUGGGAAGGGAUGCAAAAAGUUCCAGUACCGCAAAAGUCUCAAAUCCCUUGGCCAAAAAAUUUUAUAGUCAGGAGCAGCGUAUAUUAGAUUGGAAAAAAGAUGUAAAGCCUGAGAGGCUUUCACUUCCUGUUGAUGAUGAUAGCUCAAAACACUUAGAGUCUCCUUCAGGUAGGGAUCGGAUGGCUUCUUGGAAGAAAUUCCCAUCUCCACCAGCAAAAAGUUCAAAGGAAGCAGCUCAGAUGAAGGGCCAAACCAAUGGGAGAGUUGAAUCUUCAAAAAUUUCAAAUAGGAGAUCAAAUUCUGAUGUAGAUCUAUCUGCUGCCAAGCUGUCAGAGCAUAUUCCUGUCAAUGACUCCCAGGAACAUACUCUUAAGAACCAACAAAAAGUUUCUUGGGGCUACUGGGGAGAUCAGCAGAAUAUUAGUGAGGAGAGUUCUAUAAUCUGUCGUAUAUGUGAGGAGCAAGUCCCUACUGUCAAUGUGGAAGAUCAUUCAAGGAUUUGUGCUAUUGCUGAUAGAUGCGAUCAGAAGGGUCUAAGUGUCAAUGAGCGUCUUAUCCGAGUUGCUGAUACACUAGAGAAGAUGAUAGAAUUAUGCACACAGAAGGAUAUCCAACAAGCAGUUGGAAGUCCUGAUGUUGCAAAAGUAUCAAAUUCAAGCAUAACUGAAGAAUCUGAUAUCUCGCCAAAACUCAGUGAUUGGUCUCGCAGAGGAUCAGAGGAUAUGCUGGAUUGUUUCCCGGAAGCUGAUAAUUCGGCUUUUAUGGAUGACCUAAAGGCCUUACCUCUUAUAUCAUGUAAAACUCGUUUUGGUCCGAAGUCUGACCAAGGAAUGACAGCAUCAUCUGCUGGGAGCAUGACUCCUAGGUCACCUUUACUGACACCAAAGAUGAGUCAUAUUGACUUGCUCUUGGCAGGGAGGGGUGCUUAUUCUGAACAAGAUGAUAUUCCACAGAUGAAUGAACUUGCCGAUAUAGCACGAUGUGUAGCAAAUACACCUCUGGAUGAUGAUCGCUCAAUCUCAUAUUUAUUAUCUUAUCUUGAUGAUUUGAGGGUUGUUGUAGAGAGGAGAAAAUUUGAUGCACUCACAGUGGAGACCUUUGGAACUUGUAUUGAGAAGCUGAUACGGGAGAAGUAUUUGCAGCUUACUGAGAUGGUUGAAGAUGAGAAGAUUGACAUAGCUAGCACUGUAAUUGAAGAAGAUGUGCCUUUGGAAGAUGAUAUGGUUCGUAGCCUGAGAACAAGUCCAAUCCACCCUUCAAAGGACCGUACCACUAUUGAUGACUUUGAGAUUAUGAAACCUAUCAGUCGUGGGGCAUUUGGACGGGUUUUCUUGGCUAAAAAGAGAACAACAGGGGAUCUUUUUGCUAUAAAGGUUCUCAGGAAGGCAGACAUGAUCCGUAAGAAUGCUGUGGAAAGUAUAUUAGCUGAACGUGACAUCUUAAUCACAGUGCGCAAUCCUUUUGUGGUUCGUUUCUUCUAUUCUUUUACAUGUAGUGAGAAUCUGUACCUUGUCAUGGAGUAUCUUAAUGGAGGGGAUCUGUAUUCAUUAUUGAGGAAUUUAGGUUGCCUAGAUGAGGAAGUUGCUCGUGUAUAUAUUGCAGAAGUGGUGCUUGCACUAGAAUAUUUGCAUUCACUGCGUAUAGUUCAUCGUGACUUGAAGCCUGACAAUUUGUUGAUUGCGCAUGAUGGUCACAUUAAGCUAACAGACUUUGGGCUUUCAAAAGUUGGUCUCAUCAAUAGCACCGAUGAUUUGUCUGGCCCAGCAGUGAGUGGGACAUCCCUCCUUGGGGAGGAUGAACCUCAGUUAUCGACAUCAGAACAUCAAAGGGAAAGGAGGAAAAAACGUUCAGCUGUGGGUACACCUGAUUAUUUAGCACCAGAGAUACUUUUGGGAACUGGACAUGGAUAUACUGCGGAUUGGUGGUCUGUUGGUAUCAUUUUAUUUGAACUGCUUGUUGGAAUUCCGCCUUUCAAUGCAGAGCAUCCUCAGACCAUAUUUGAUAACAUUCUUAAUCGCAAGAUCCCUUGGCCCCAUGUUCCCGAAGAAAUGAGUUCUGAAGCACAAGACCUUAUUGAUCGAUUGUUAACUGAAGAUCCUAGUCAGAGACUUGGAGCUGGAGGGGCAUCAGAGGUAAAGCAACAUGUUUUCUUCAAGGAUAUAAACUGGGACACACUUGCCAGGCAGAAGGCUGCAUUUGUCCCUGCCUCUGAGAGUGCUCUAGAUACCAGUUAUUUCACAAGUCGCUAUUCAUGGAGUACUCCUGAUGGCCUUGUGUAUCCAGCAAGUGAUAUUGAGGAUUCUAGUGAUGCAGACAGUUUAAGUGGCAGCAGUAGUUGUGUGAGCAAUCGUCAAGAUGAACUGCAGGGGGAUGAAUGUGGGGGUUUCGCCGAGUUUGAGUCAGGCUUAUCUGUCAAUUACUCUUUCAGCAAUUUCUCCUUUAAGAAUCUCUCCCAGCUUGCGUCUAUCAACUACGAUCUUCUCACCAAGGGAUAUAAAGAUGACCCACCUACAAAUUCUAGCGCAUAACUAUCUCACCAUUUUGUCCUCAUUCCAGAAUUUGGUUUUCGACAUAUGACCUGAGCCAUUUUUCGUGCGCAUAUGCACCUUCUUGUUUGUAAGCCUUGUGCAUAGACCUAGAGGCUCAAGAGCUGGUCCACGAUGUGCUCUUUACUUAUUAAGUAACAAAUCAACACUGGGAUUUCAACCUUUUGGGGUUUAUGUUGUGUAUGUAUUGGGGACUGUAAAGUACUUUAAAAUGCAUACUAGUGGUGGUUGUUCACAUUUUUCUGUGUUGGUGGUGGGGGGUUGCUUAUGUAAUUUCCUUUCAAAAUUUUGAGAUAUAGUGAAGGCCGUCUUCUGAUCCUCUCUCUUGGAGCAUUUUCACUUUACCAUAGUUGAUCUAAAGUGAUUACCUUUCU
Molecule: messenger RNA, 4481 nt
Organism: Neltuma alba
Lineage: Eukaryota; Viridiplantae; Streptophyta; Magnoliopsida; Fabales; Fabaceae
Product: probable serine/threonine protein kinase IREH1
Exons: 18
Coding region: 166-4089 (1307 amino acids)
Biological process (GO): intracellular signal transduction; peptidyl-serine phosphorylation
Molecular function (GO): protein serine/threonine kinase activity; ATP binding
Source: RefSeq, a predicted model, not a curated record